AUUCCACUCUCCACGACGCUGGAACUACGAACAAUUAACAUGCUGCCUCCGUCCCCCGCCCCGUAACCGGAAAGCAACACCACUUCGCCUGCAAAUUCCAUGAAUUUCAACUCCGUUAAUAUGUUUUCCCGCUUUACCCCUUUCCUCCCUUUCCAUUUCCCAAUCUGCUCCUCCCUUUCGCUCCCCAAAACCCUCGUCGGCGCCAAUCACACCUCCGCCCGCUUCUGCUCUCGUUAGCUGUUCCCCGAUAUCCCGCGGUUUAAAAGUUCCAGGAUUUUUCCCUCUUUUUUUUUUUUUUUUUCUGAAAACAAACUAUUUCAAACACAGAUACAGGAAACCAAAAAGAUUCAGUGCGUAGAUACUGCCAUGGAGCCUGCCGUGGGGAAGCCGAGCUUCUUCCGGAAUAUUAUGGUGCGGGUGCUUUUGUUUGGUGUUUUCAUCAUUGUCGUCCGUUUUGCCUACAUCGUCACUAUCACCGGCGAGUCAUGCAAUCGGGGCGACUUUUGCUUUUUCUCCUUGCCGGAGAAUCUCAAUUUUGUCAUCGCCGGUGCUGGUCCCGGCGCCUCCGCUAUCGUCGGGAGCGACUCUGUUUCCCGAUCUAAUCCUCGUCGCGAUCUCUACACAUCCAAAGAUUGGAUCAAGGCUGUCAACUUCUUCUCUUCCGUUUUUCAAGAUCUGAUGUCCGAGGGAUACCUCUUGCCGAAUUCGAAGUCACUCUGUGUGGAGACGCCCGGCGGACAAGAGGUUUUCGCUUUGAAAGAGAUUGGCGUGGGGGAUUCGAUCGGGAUUUUCAAAAAAGCGUCGAAGCCCCUGGUGAUUUCCGGCGAGGGGCAUCGAAUACCUUUCCGUAACAAUACAUUUGACUUCAUAUUCUCUGGCGGGGCCCGCUUUGACAAAUCCGUCCGGUCGUCGGCAUUCGCAUCCGAGAUCACACGGACGCUGAAACCCGAAGGGUUUCUGGUGUUCCACGUCAAAGCUAAAGAUACGUAUAGUUUCAAUUCUUUCCUUGGUUUAUUUGAUUCUUGUGAAUUAGAGAAAAUGCGUCAUAUUGAUGGCUUCGAUUCAUCGCUGCCUUACAUUAGAGAAAUUAUAAUGAAGAAGAAGAGUGAAAUUCUUGGCCAUGGGGAUAAGAUUUCCGGUGGCGACUCUGGUAAUGAGUGCUCCAUUCAGGAGCAUAAACGUGAUCUGAUCCGGAAUGCGGAGCCACUGAUUACAGAUGAGCCCUUAAAGCCGUGGAUUACUUUGAAAAGGAACAUACAGAACAUAAAGUAUUUGCCAUCAAUGGUUGAUAUAAGUUUCAGGGGUAGAUAUGUAUAUGUUGAUGUUGGAGCUAGGAGCUAUGGUUCUAGCAUAGGGAGUUGGUUCAGGAAGAAGUACCCAAAACAGAACCGAACUUUUGAUGUGUAUGCUAUUGAAGCUGAUAGAACUUUUAAUGAAGAGUAUAGGUUGAAGAAAAAGGUUACAUUGCUGCCUUAUGCGGCUUGGAUAAGGAAUGAGACACUGUCUUUUGAGGUUAAUCAUGAUCCGAACCAUCCGGGGCUGGAAGAUGUGAAGGAUAAAGGCAGAGGGAUGGGAAGGAUUCAACCAAAGAAGUCAUCUGGAAACGUAGUUGAUGGAGAGGUGGAUGAGAUUCAGGGGUUUGAUUUUGCUGAGUGGUUAAAGAAGACAGUUACAGAGAAGGACUUUGUGGUGAUGAAGAUGGAUGUUGAAGGAACUGAAUUUGAUUUGAUACCGAGGUUGUUUGAAACUGGAGCCAUAUGUUUGAUUGAUGAGAUCUUCCUUGAAUGCCAUUACAAUAGGUGGCAGAGGUGUUGCCCUGGUCAGAGGAGUACAAAAUAUGAGAAAACUUAUGGCCAGUGCCUGGACCUGUUUACUUCCCUCAGAGAAAGUGGAGUUCUUGUUCAUCAAUGGUGGUGACUGGUGCCCCAUUAUUCAUAUUCUGUAAUUGUUAUUUAUUUGUUCUUAAAACUCAAUAGGUUUUUUCUUUCUUUCCAAAAUUUACAUCCAAUUCUCAUAGGAUAAAUAUGUAGUUAGUUACUUUAUUGUUUUCAUUUUCCUUUUGAUUGUAAGAGAUGUUAAUUGCAAAUAAAAGUUGAUAGUUGAU
Molecule: messenger RNA, 2104 nt
Organism: Rubroshorea leprosula
Lineage: Eukaryota; Viridiplantae; Streptophyta; Magnoliopsida; Malvales; Dipterocarpaceae
Source: the annotation of a GenBank genome assembly